UAUACCCAUGUGGUUAUCUGAUUUGAGUGUGACCUGUAAUAUGCAUAGCAAAAGCCCCUGAGGGUUUUACACAGACUACAUCUAGCAGAGAGGAUGAAAAAAGCCCUGCCAGCUGACUGGUAGGCGAUACGGGACCUUUAAUGCAUCUGCAGCUCUUCAUUCAGAUGCUGAGUGGAGCAGCAGAUGACCAGACGAGGGAAGGCUUUUCAGGGAAAACCAGACACAGCCCAUGCACAUCUCGUUUCAUCUAUUUAUUUAAUUUACUUCUUUGACAAAAAACACUUGAAUGCAUGGUGAGGGAUUUCCCCCUCUGUCGUUAUUUCACGUUUAAGUGGGAAAGCGCCGUCCUGGAUCCAGACUGAGUGGAUUGCGGCAAGAGAAGCAUCCUGAAUGAUCGGAGCUCAGCAGCAGCAUCUCAUUGUAUGAAAUGCGUCACCGAGAUCCAGUUUACACAUAUCAGCUCUCCACUCACGGACUGUUUCCUUUACCGACUGUUUCAUCAGGUAACCACAUGCGCGGGCCGGUGUCACCGCGCUGAGCCCGGAGGACAGGAAGGGUAACGGGGUCAGAGAGACAAGAGACCGGGGGGACGGCGGACGGGAUGACGACCAGGAGCGCCGAGGCGCCGGGGCUGCCGGAGCUGCAGGAGCCGCCGGAGCCGCCGCUCCGCUGCAUGCACGGCGGCAACAACGGCACCUGCGCGGAGCAGCUGCGCCUCCUGCCGCCCUUCUCCUCCGCGCUGGCGCUGCUGGUGCUGGUGGCGGUGCUGGCCGGGGUCGUCCUCGUCUCCCUGGCAACCUUCCACUUCCACAAGAGGAAGCUCCGGAACAGGAAGAUCCUGCGCGCGCAGGAGGAGUACGAGCGCGACAGUCGCGACGGACGCGCCGCGGCCAGGAGCGCGGGGCCGGCGAGGCCGAGCGUCAUCGCGCGGCCCGUGCGGCGUGAGGAGCGUGCGGAGCGGCCGAGCCCCAGCGCGGAGAGCGGAGACGUGGAGGCGGAGGACGCGCAGGCGCAGACGGCUCCUCUGGACUGUUAACUUGAGUGUCAACUUCAGGGAAUGAGACUGUGGAAUAAAACAGGAAAAGCAAUAAGGCACAAAGAUCUCCCACACCCAUCCCCCCCCCUGCUUGUAGAUGAAUUAGAAACAAAAAAAAAAGCAGAAUACUGAGCAGAACAUUAGGCCUAGAGGUAACACUAGAAGUACGCAGGUUAAGCCUGAAUUAUGGUUCUGCGUCAACCCAACGCAGAGCACAUGCCGCCACCGUG
Messenger RNA from Cololabis saira (Pacific saury), 1266 nucleotides. RefSeq lists its product as uncharacterized. The transcript is spliced from 2 exons. The record is from RefSeq and is a predicted model, not a curated record. Bases 602 to 1036 code for a protein of 144 amino acids. Lineage: Eukaryota; Metazoa; Chordata; Actinopteri; Beloniformes; Belonidae.